Messenger RNA from Guyanagaster necrorhizus, 1926 nucleotides. RefSeq names its product DUF605-domain-containing protein. Bases 193 to 1530 code for a protein of 445 amino acids. Lineage: Eukaryota; Fungi; Basidiomycota; Agaricomycetes; Agaricales; Physalacriaceae. Gene Ontology annotation, biological process: late endosome to vacuole transport via multivesicular body sorting pathway. The record is from RefSeq and is a predicted model, not a curated record. Gene Ontology annotation, cellular component: multivesicular body. The transcript is spliced from 4 exons.
GUCUGACCAAGCUCUACCCCAAUCUACCAACACUUAUCUUCACUUCUCGUGCACAUCGCAAGACAUUUCGUCGGCGCCUUGGAAGUCUUUUCUUGUGUUUAGCUGCGCAAUAUACAUGCUAUUCUGACGCAGAUUUACUGCCCUUCCGAAGCAAAUCGUCGAUAUAAAACCUUGGUUACAAUAGGGUCACCAAUGACCGCACUAAAACAUUUCAAUCUACCGCCUGUACCUCCAGAACUCAAGUCCUUGACCCCAUAUCUUCAGCGCGCUGAUGAACUGAAGACGAAGGAGCCUGUUAUGGCCUACUGGUGCACAUAUUAUGCUGCGGAAAUCGGCAUGGGUCUCAAUGCGAAAGCUGUCCCAUGCCGCAACUUUCUCUCUGAACUCUUGGGCCUUUUGGAAUCAAUGAAACAAGACAUAGGACCCAACGACGCAAUCGAUAUGGAGGUUGCAAGCGCUGCAUAUGUCGAGAACUUUGCUUUGAGAGUUUUCAAUCUAGCCGACAACGAAGAUAGAAAGGGUCAAACAACCAGAUCGACAGCGAAGAAGUUCUUGGCUGCUGCCCAUUUUCUUGAGGUGUUAAAGACAUUUCCAAAGAGCGAGGUGUCAGAUACGAACGAGGAAAAGAUCCGAUACGCCAAAUGGAAGGCUGCAGAUAUAGCUAAAGCUUAUCGUGAAGGCCGUAAACCUACACCAGGGCCCGCAGGUGGCUUGUCCGACGAAGAACAUGUAGCUCCAUCCCUCGUAAACUAUCCUACCACCAUGUCCAUACGGCCCACCACCUCUGCAUCUCAAGCCGAGUCACCAUCACAGAGCUAUUCUCCGCCCCAGAUCAAAAGGUCAUCACCACCAUCACACAUCUCUCUCGAAGAUAUGCCACAGACUCCUCCUCGAAGGAUCGCACCGCCGCACCUUGGUGUGGGUCGUCCAGGGCCUGAGUGGGAGGGGAAGGUCGUGACACCUGGGAGCUGGAGUACAGCGGCAACACCUGGUACGGAACCUGUUGAUAGCGUAUCGGAAGGAUUGGACAACCGAGAUUGGACCCUGGAAUCGCCUACUUCUUGUAAAGGCAGAUUUCACGAACCUACAGAUGAUCCACAAAGUGAUGCGAGGGCUAAGAAUAUGCAUUUUUCGUCCUCUGUGGUUGGCGGAUCUUCCGCAGGUACUAGAUCCCCAAUAGUAUCACCCAAAGUCAGCGAAUCCAGCGAGCAAGUGUAUUCUGAACCUCCCGUGCAUGAUUAUCCGGGACAAUACCUUGUUGAGCCGCCUGACUUGUAUUCUUCUCUUACUCCAUCCGCACCGCCAGCCCCUCCUUCCUCCGUCUUAUCUUCAUCACAUACCCUUACUUCAACAUGGCACCCUGGCUAUUCCUCCAUCCCCUCACCGCAACCUGCAACAAUAGAGCUCACACCCGCGAUGGUGACAAAGGCACAGAAACACUCCAGAUUUGCCAUCAGUGCUCUGGAUUAUGAAGAUAGAGAGCAAGCUAUAAAGGAGCUGAGAGCGGCUUUGGAAGCGCUGGGAGCUUGACAACUUCUGUUCGAACGUCCUUGGGAUAUUUUCUUUUCAUACAUGCACUUCCCGGAUUCAUUAUUGCAUCCUUUUACAUUUCAUCGCCACCAAACGUCACCCAGCAAGCUGGCCCGCAAACCGCGAGGACUGUUACAGAGGCCCGGCAGACUCCAUGUGCAUCUCUCGCACUUUCUGUUCGAGCUCCCGGAUCUUGUCUUUCACAGGCGUAGCAGAUCCGAUAGCAUAGCGGACUUGGUUGGAGAGGCAGCAGCGUGCAUAUCGGUCAGGGGUUAGGAGGAGGUCUUGUAGCUGUACUUGGUUUCAAAGUAUCUUCUCGGGCGUAGCUUUAUUGAUGGGCGAAGUCGUUGACAAACCACUGUUGAACAUCGAAGAGAGGAGUAAUCGCCACUGACG